AUGGAAGAUGGACAACAGUUGAAAGAGCUUGAGAAAGGUGUUACAGAGUUAAGGAAUACAAAAGCAGACUUGACAUGGAUAACUGAAUAUGUAGAUGCAACAAAAGAAUAUAUUUUCGCAUGGACAGAAGGAACAUAUCCACAAAACCAGCAUACGCACAACAUCUCUGACGUAAAUGAACUUCAAGAAAAGUUAGAUGACAAAGCUGACAAAGAAACUGUAGAUAUGUUGGCAGAAACGGUUUCAAGUCAUACCAGAGGUUUAAUGGAAGAUAGUGUCCAUUUGCAAAGACUUGACAUAGAUGUUUCAAAUAAAGCCGACAAAAAUCAUACACAUACAAGUUUUACAACUUUUACAGCAGAUGAUAUUACACUAAACACAACCUUGCCAAGUAAAGCUCCAAAAAUACCACCGGCAACAAGUCUUGUAGAUACUUUGAUAUCUAAUGACAAUAGUAUUAUGCAUCUAAGACAGGAACUCAAUGUGCUUAAACAAAUUUUGCCGAAUCUUAUUUACCCGGUUAGCUCAUUAUAUGUUUCAAUGAACUCUACAAAUCCAAAAGUAGUACUUGGUUUUGGAACUUGGACUCAAAUAGUUGACAGGUUUUUAUAUUGUUCAAACUCUUCAAAACAAACAGGUGGAAGCAAAACGAUUUCAGGUGAAAAUUUACCUGCACACAGUCAUUAUGUUAAUAUAAACACUGCUGAGUCUGGUUGGCAUAGUCAUAGAUAUUGGGAUUAG
Trichomonas vaginalis G3 is the source of this 741-nucleotide messenger RNA. Its product is annotated as phage tail repeat-like family. The record is from RefSeq and is a predicted model, not a curated record. Lineage: Eukaryota; Parabasalia; Trichomonadida; Trichomonadidae. The transcript has a single exon. The coding region runs from base 1 to 741 and encodes 246 amino acids.